Monoraphidium neglectum is the source of this 252-nucleotide messenger RNA. RefSeq lists its product as hypothetical. Lineage: Eukaryota; Viridiplantae; Chlorophyta; Chlorophyceae; Sphaeropleales; Selenastraceae. The annotation marks the transcript as partial. The record is from RefSeq and is a predicted model, not a curated record. The transcript has a single exon.
GUGCGCCACAGCAGACACAGCCAGAGCGGUCCCAGCCCGAGCGGCGCCUGUGCCGUGUGCGGCAAGACGCCGGCAGAUGGCGCGCAGCUGCGGCGCUGCGCCGGCUGCGGCCGCACCACAGGCGUCAUGUACUGCGGUGACGCGUGCUGCCGCCACCACUGGGUGCGCAUGGCGCACCGCCAGCAGUGCGAGGCCGUGCAGCUGGCGCGGGUGGUGGAGGGGCUGAUGGUGGCGGCAGAGAUGGGCGAUUAG